This is a messenger RNA of Macadamia integrifolia, 1255 nucleotides long. RefSeq names its product annexin D1-like. The transcript has 5 exons. NCBI's taxonomy places the organism in Eukaryota, Viridiplantae, Streptophyta, Magnoliopsida, Proteales, Proteaceae. Gene Ontology annotation, cellular component: cytoplasm. Bases 126 to 1076 code for a protein of 316 amino acids. Gene Ontology annotation, molecular function: calcium-dependent phospholipid binding; calcium ion binding. The record is from RefSeq and is a predicted model, not a curated record.
AUUUCAUCCUUACCUGUUAUAGAUGACCCACUCAUCUCUGCCCAUUCUUGUAUUUGUGUUGAUCUCGCACUCUCGCUUUCGUUCUCGAUUCUGCACACACACAGCUGAAAACGAUUUUCCAGACAAUGUCGACUCUUCAGGUCCCCUCAUCGCUUCCCUCUACUUCCGAAGACUGUGAACAACUCAAGAAAGCUUUUGCAGGAUGGGGAACAAAUGAGGGCCUAAUUAUCUCGAUAUUAGCUCACAGAAAUGCAGGGCAGCGCAAGUUGAUCCGACAAACUUAUGCUGAGACUUAUGGAGAAGACCUCCUCAAAGCGCUGGACAAAGAACUCACAAACGAUUUUGAGAGAGCAGUACUUGUGUGGACAUUGGAACCUGCUGAACGUGAUGCCUUUUUAGCUAAUGAAGCUACCAAGAAGUGGACGUCAAGCAAUCAGGUCAUUAUGGAAAUAGCUUGUACAAGGUCUUCACAUGAACUACUUCUGGCGAGGCAAGCCUAUCAUGCUCGUUUUAAGAGAUCCCUUGAAGAAGAUGUUGCACAUCACACUACUGGGGACUUCCGCAAGCUUUUAGUACUUCUUGUGAGCUCAUACCGUUAUGAGGGACCAGAGGUGAACAUGACACUGGCAAAACAUGAGGCUAAGACACUCCAUGAGAAGAUCAAAGAUAAGGCUUACAAUGAUGAGGACCUCAUCAGGAUUCUGACCACAAGGAGCAAAGCACAACUUAAUGCUACUUUUAACCACUACAAUAAUGAGUUCGGAAAUGCUAUCAACAAGGAUCUGAAAACUGAUCCCAAGAAUGAGUUCCUUGCUCUUCUGAGAGCUACUGUGAAGUGCUUGACCUUUCCAGAGAAAUAUUUCGAGAAGCUUCUUAGGCUGACGAUCAACAAGAUGGGAACAGAUGAAUGGGCCCUCACUAGAGUUGUUACGACCCGGGCUGAGGUGGACAUGCAACAGAUAAAGGAGGAGUACUACCGCAGGAACAGCGUCCCUCUCGAUAAAGCCAUAAGCAAAGAUACAUCUGGGGACUAUGAAGAAAUGCUUCUUGCCUUAAUAGGGCAUGGGAAGUCUUGAGGAAAGUUGAGUACUUGAGAGAAGAUACUUGAACUUGAUCACAGAAUAUGUUUCUUGCUCAUUACCAUGCUUAGAUGCAUCUAUCCAUAGUUUUCAUGGUUUGAAAUAAAGACAAGUAAUUUAAUAUCCUUGUAUUAGUGCGUAAUUAAUUACUACAUAAUAUGUAAGAGUUGCUUUCA